Molecule: messenger RNA, 1596 nt
Organism: Aspergillus oryzae RIB40
Lineage: Eukaryota; Fungi; Ascomycota; Eurotiomycetes; Eurotiales; Aspergillaceae
Product: putative flavin containing polyamine oxidase
Exons: 5
Coding region: 1-1596 (531 amino acids)
Molecular function (GO): oxidoreductase activity
Source: RefSeq, a predicted model, not a curated record
AUGUUUUUGGGCCAUCUUUCAUUAAUUGCCUUUGGAGCCUGGGCUGUCCACCCGGUGGUGGGCUAUGUGUCCCAACCUAGAGACCAGGAAGGGACAUGUCAGAAGACUACGGUUGCGAUUCUAGGGGCAGGGAUAUCAGGUAUCUCGGCUGCCCAAACUCUGUCGAAAGCGUCGGUGGAUGAUUUCCUUAUCCUGGAAUAUCGCGACCGAAUUGGUGGUCGUGCUUGGCACGAGAAUUUUGGCCAGGACAAAGAUGGGAACCCCUACGUGGUCGAAAUGGGUGCCAACUGGGUGCAAGGACUCGGAAAUCCAGGAGGUCCUGAGAAUCCAAUUUGGACUUUAGCCAAGGAAUUUGGCUUGCAGACGACUUACUCGAACUACAGCAAUGUUUCGACAUACAAUCAGGAUGGCUACAAGGAUUAUUCCCAUCUCCUGGAUGAGUGUGACGAAGCCUACGAUAUUGCAAACCAGGCGGCUGGCAAGAUUCUUGUUGAAAAUCUCCAGGACCAGACGGCAAAGGCCGGAUUGGCGUUGGCAGGAUGGAAGCCGAAGUCGCAUGACAUGGAGGCUCAGGCAGUUGACUGGUGGACGUGGGAUUUCGAGGCCUCUUUCACGCCGCUAGAAAGCUCUUUGGUAUUUGGUAUGGCAAGUGACAAUUUGACCUCGAAUCAGUUCAGCGACCACGAUAACUUCGUCACCGAUCAGCGGGGAUUUAACACUAUCAUCAAGGGCAUGGCCUCCAAGUUCCUGACUGAAGAUGACCCCCGCUUGCUUCUCAAUACCAAAGUCACGAAUAUCACUUACGGACCCGAAGGCGUCACAGUCUACAGUAGCGAUGGGAACUGCGUCCAAGCCGCAUACGCCAUCUGCACAUUCUCCUUGGGCGUCCUGCAGAACGAUGUCGUCACUUUCACCCCGGAGCUGCCAGAGUGGAAGAAGACAGCAAUCCAGAUGUUCACCAUGGGCACAUAUACGAAGAUCUUUUUGCAGUUCAAUGAGACCUUCUGGCCUACGGACACCCAGUACUUCCUAUACGCGGACCCCGCCACUCGUGGCUACUACCCACUCUUCCAGUCCCUAUCCAUGGACGGUUUCCACCCGGGAUCCAACAUCAUCUUCGUGACCGUUACUGACGAGCUUGCCCAGCGGGCCGAACGCCAAUCUGACGAGGAGACUAAGCAAGAAAUUAUGGAGGUCCUGCGUAAAAUGUUCCCUGAUGUGGAUGUUCCUGAACCUACCGCCUUCCUGUAUCCUCGCUGGAACACCGAGCCGUGGUCCUAUGGUAGCUACUCCAACUGGCCCAUGGGCACGACCCUGGAAAUGCAUGAGAACCUGCGGGCCAACACCGACCGACUCUGGUUCUCGGGUGAAGCUACCAGUCCGUCCUACUUUGGUUUCUUGCACGGGGCAUGGUUUGAAGGUCGCGAUGCAGGACGACGGAUUGCUGGGUUGCUGAAUGGAUGCAAGGAAGGGAACUCUACGACUUGUGUCCCCAGGAAACACUAUGAGGUGCUUCAUGGUACCUCGCCGCUUGCCGAUUACAGCUCGGUCAACGGGUGGGAGGUGAGCAGUUUCUAUGACAGUAAUGAUGACUAG